CCACUGUAAAGGGGUCUUGUCAAACAUACGUUACACUGUGGUGUUUUAACAUAAAAUGAUGUAUGUAAAAAUGGUGAGAAGGUCUUCAGUCCACUUUAUUCAAUUCUAACUGCGUGAGUGUGGUUUUGUGUGAAAUGCCCCUUUACCCAGCCCAUGAUUGGGUACAAUGGAGAACAGAAGAGGGCUCCCUCGCCGCGGUCACGAGAGCGCUGGGAUAGUGACGUCACUUUCCUAAACCGGGCAGUAGUCGUCGUUGAGUUCCGAGCGCGAGACAGGCAGGAGUCCGUGAACAGUUCAACUUUUAAUGUAUGCGGGCCGCGCCGGGCCAGUGUGUAGCUCGGGUACGCCGUUUACUUCUCUUUUAUGCAUCCUCCCGCUUGACUUAGCUCGACAACGGCUCGCUGUUUUCUCACCGGUUCGGUAGCUGCUGUUGUUUGGCACAAAAAGCGCUUGUGUGUCAGUCUCUUUUAUGUGUCCAGCCCUCCUGCGACUCCAGCAGGCCUUUACUGAGUGAUUGAGUGACUGACUGCAUGGACUGGACCGAACAUGAAGAGCCUUAAAGCCAAGUUUAGAAAAAGUGAUGUCAAUGAGUGGAACAAGAACGACGAGCGUCUUCUUGCCGCGGUGGAGCAUGGUGAGAUGGAGAAAGUGGCGUCGCUCCUCACCAAAAAAGGCACCAGUGCUGUUAAGCUGGACAGCGAAGGCAAAUCAGCUCUUCAUGUAGCAGCCUCUCGUGGUCAGACAGACUGCCUUUCUGUCAUCCUGGCACAUGGAGCUGACCUGUCAAUCACUGAUGCUGCAGGUUUUAAUCCUUUACACCUUGCUGCUAAAAACAAUCACACUGAGUGCUGUAAAAAGCUAAUUCAGAGUAAGUGCCCUAUCGAUGCUGUAGACAGCACAGGAAAGACUGCCCUCCAUCACACUGCUGCCAGCGGCAACAUCGAGACCGUCCAACUGCUAUGCGAACUCAGAAGUUCAAUCGCCCUGAAAGAUGCAGAUGGACUCACCCCCUUGCUGUUGUCAGCCAAACAUGCUCACGUUGAAGUAUGCAGUACUUUGCUGGACUAUGGUGCUGAAAUCAAUGCUUGUGACAAUAGUGGCAGGACAGCCUUGAUGCUGGCAGCUGAGUCCAAUGCAGUGUCCGUAGUUGAAGUCUUGGUUCAGCGAGGAGCAGAUCUGGCAGCUGUAGAUUCACAAGGCCAUGAUGUUGUACACUAUGCCACGCUGUCAGGCAAAUCAGAGGUGAAAACUGCCCUCACAGCUGCCCUGAACAGACAUCAGGUUUCAGAUACAAAGUCUCCUAGAAGUCCUCAGCAUGAUCAAAUAGCUAAGCUAAGUGAUGAACGGAUCACAACUCCCAAAAAACGAAAAGCACCUCCACCUCCUAUUAGCCCACUGCAGAGUUCUGGACCCUCCUCUCCAGUCAUUACCUCCACUGGGACCCCUGCAUCAGACAUAAGUGACACUCCCAAGAUUUUCAGCUACAAGGAGGAUGAGGUUAGAGGAACAGUGCUGAGAGAGGAGGUGGAGAAGCUCCAUGAGGAGAGAAACAUGUUGCUAGAGACGAUUGAAGACCUGAAGCAGACCGUGGAGCAGACAAUGACUGGUCCUGAGCUGGAUACAAGUGGCGUGUUUUCAUUACAUGUUGAGCACAGAUCUGCAGAUCUGGUUUCUGCACUGCAAGCGAAGAUUACUGCUCUUACUUUGGAGAACCAGCAACUUGCAAGCAGAAUAAAGAAACGUCCAUCCCUCCAAGGAAACGAGGACCUGAAGGAGGCCAGUCAUCCAAACAGUAUGGUCUCCAUCUCCUCCUUCCACUCUACCCAGGAUGAAUUUGACUCUCUGCCAUCAGUCUCCUCCACCACACAGAUGGAAAGGGAAGACAGGUCAGGAGGUGUUUCUGUCAGGCAGGACACAGAGGGAGGGAGCAAAGAGGAGAUCAGACUGUUGAGACAGGCACUAGAGAGCGUUCAGAUGAAAUUGUUGGAAACAAGGAAGGAAAACCGUUCCCUUCAGGCUCAGCUGAAACCGGAGCAAGACAGAGAAAGAGAGGAGCAUGAAGGUGUGAAGGACAAGAGAAGAGAGGAAGAGUUGAUGGAAAGUCUUGCAGAGCUGCAGGCCAAGCUGACAGACACGCAAGAGAGAUACCACCAAGCGGUGGAGGAGGUGGAGGAGCUGAGAGCACAAAUAGGAAGAGCAGGAGAUGAGCAGAUGGAGAAAGAAGUUCUGAGAUGUACAUCAUCCACACUUGAACAUGAAGUAAAACAGCUGAUGACCCAGCUCCUCCAAUCAAGAUCUGAGCAAGAGAAAGCGGAUGAACAAAUCAGGCAGCUGGAGGAGGCUCUGAGGAGGACAGUGGAGGAGAGGCAGAGUGCAAAGGAGAAAGAACAGAGGACUACACAGACUGAGGAGCUGUACAAGGAGGCACAGGAGGAGAUUAGAGUGCUCCAGGAGGCUCUGAGAGGCACAGUGCCUGUUGAAGCUGCAGCCAAAGACUUUGAAGAAAUGAAGGCUGAGCUGAACAAGGUCAUUGCUGGGCUGCAGCACCAGUUGGUGGAACUCUCACACUCCUACAGUGAAACCAAGAGCCAGCUAAGUGCUGCUCAGAAACAGCUGGCUGAGGUCCAAGCUGAGAGCAGAGCAGUAUCAUCUCCCUCUUCAGAACACCAACAGGAAGUCCAGGUGCUAAACAGCAGGGUGGAGGAGCUGCAGAUGUUGCUAGCAGACAUAGAGAAGAAGUACUCAGCUGCUCAGGAGGAGAUUUCAGCACUGAGGCAGGAGGCAGAAGCUCGGGCACAAAGCUCUGUGGACCUUUCUGACCACACACAGGUGAUGUCUUCUCUGGGAAACGCCAUUAAAGAGCUGGAAAGUCAGUUAGAGGCCCUAAAAGAGCAGCUACACCAGAAGACCUUGCAGGUGGAGGCUCUUCAGACCAGACUGACAGCAGAGAAAGAGGUCAAUGCAGAUGACUCAGUCUCCCACCUGGAGUAUGAAACCAUGCAAGAGCAACUGGAGGGUGAGGCGAACCACCUGACACAGCUCCUCCAGGGGGCCCUCAGAAAGCAGGACGAGAUGGCCCUGGAGGCUGCUGAUGCAUGGCAGAAGGCACGAGAGAAUCGUGCAGAGCGGGAAGCCCUACAGGACCUGGUCAUGUCAAGAGAGAAGGAGAACCAGAUGCUGACGACCAGGUUGGCUGAGUCCCAGGAUGCUGUGUGUCAGCUCAAACAGCUGGUGGAGGACCAUGUUGCCUCAGAAAGAGAAAAGAACAAGAAGAUAGAUGACCUGUCACGGGAGGUGGCGAAGCUAAAGGAUGCCUUAAACAGUCUGUCGCAACUCUCCUACAGCUCUGGGUCACCCUCUAAGAGGCAGCAGCAAAACCAACAGCUGGAGACGCUGCAGCAACAAAUCAAACAGCUGCAGUACCAGCUAGCUGAGUCAAAGAAGCAGCACCAGGAGAUAGUGUCAGUGUACAGGAUGCACCUCCUCUAUGCUGUCCAGGGUCAGAUGGAUGAAGAUGUCCAGAAAGCCUUGAAGCAGAUCCUAAUGAUGUGCAAGUUGCCAAGCCAAGCCAAGGAGGCCUGCUGAGACACACUGGGCCCAGUUUCCCAAAAGCCUGUUGCGAAUGAAACUGAAGUGAACAGCUGCUGUCAGCUACACGUCACCAAUAUGUCUUAUUGGCCAACUUCAUCCAUUGCUAGUGCUGAGUUGAAGCAAGGCCAACACAUGGCGCCUCUGGACAAACCUUAAGAAUAGUUAUACAAUCACUGGUUCAUUACUUUUACUAAUGUCGUUUUGAUCCUUUAACAGAGGAUGUUUUUGGGAAACCCACAGCCCAGCGUACAGUUACUGUACAUCAGCCAACUGGAGGCAAGGUGCUUAUCUGCGUUCCAGCCAAAAUCAUAUGUACAUGUUAACACUACACUGAAAAUGCACAGUAAGUGUGAUAAUGCAAACGUGUGUACUAAAACACAUUUGUGCGCACUGAUUAGUCCAAUGAUGUGGUUUUUCUGUUACAUGGGCUUAGAGAAAAAAUACAACACUCAGUUGACACUGUUGUCAACGGUAUCUAUUUGAUGAUGGUGUUAUUUGUUUUCCUGAUAUAAAUUAUUUGUGCCCUGAUGACAUAUGACUCAACAGCAGUCCUAAAAUCAAAUACUUUUUUGGCUGCACUUCUAAAAAGAUAAAAUCAUGAUAUUGUUUAAACUGCUAUUUUCCUAUUGGCACAAAUUUAUAUAAAAUAUAAUGAAUUGUAUUUACUAUGUCAUGUUUUCUAAGUGACUGUAUUUUUGAGGGCCUUGUUUUGUGUCUGACUGAAAAGCAUUUUCCUCCAGUAUAAUGGCGCACUAUUUGGUCUAGACACCUGAUUUAGGUUAUUUCUGUUAUUCAUAUUUUACAUAUGAGCAGUAUGAGAUCAAUAUUUUUGUCUUGUCUUAGUAAAGGCUUUUGGUUUUUUCUUACUUGAAAAACAUGAACAAUAUGUCGGCUGAAAGCACAAUGUUGAGUUUUAUAUAAAACACUUGUUCUAUCUAGUGACCUAUGUCUGCACUUAUUAAUCAGUAUUUUCCAGCUCUGCAGUACUUAGAUAAUUACUGUCAAACAAUUUUCACAUGUUACAUAUGUUAAUUUCACCAGUCUUCCUCACAACAUUCUAUUUAUUUGUCUUUUAGUUUGCAGUCUUUUUCACUGUUCCUUUGUGGGUACUAUACAGAUACAAUGUACAAAGUCUGAGAAUUUGUUUCAAUGCAUUUCUUUAAAUGUUUCUAUAGAGACUGAACUGUUAUCACAUCACACUCCUUUGCCUUAGUACUGUACUUAAAGCCAUAUGCCCCUUAGGAAUGAACUUUUCAACUAAAGUCUUUGAGAUCAUUCAAAGUAUAACACUAAUUCUGAUUAACUGGAGUCAGAUUAAAUUAAUUUGGAUCAGACUGACUGAAGCUCCCACCCUGGUUUUCUCACUCAGGAUGUUUUUGUGUUGAACCUGAGUUAAACCUGACUGACACGUGUUAGACCCUGGGUAGAGCCUUUGCUUGUCUUUUUUGAUUAGGUUCUAGGAUAUCAAACUCUUUCUUUCUCUGUAGGCCUUGACUGAAAUGUUUUGUACUAAGAAAUGGAAAGGAAACAACAUUUCUGUUGGUUGUUUCUGUACUAACAGUUUUGUAGCGACAUAAAACUUGAUUUGCCAACUGCUUUUUUGUCAACAUUAAUAAAUUUUU
Monopterus albus (swamp eel) is the source of this 5213-nucleotide messenger RNA. RefSeq names its product retinoic acid induced 14 (gene rai14). The transcript has 21 exons. The record is from RefSeq and is a predicted model, not a curated record. The coding region runs from base 547 to 3585 and encodes 1012 amino acids. Lineage: Eukaryota; Metazoa; Chordata; Actinopteri; Synbranchiformes; Synbranchidae. Gene Ontology annotation, molecular function: actin binding.